Oldenlandia corymbosa var. corymbosa is the source of this 4012-nucleotide messenger RNA. The record is from the annotation of a GenBank genome assembly. NCBI's taxonomy places the organism in Eukaryota, Viridiplantae, Streptophyta, Magnoliopsida, Gentianales, Rubiaceae.
UCGGACUAUUAUAAGGCCCAUUGGGCUUCUCUAACCACCGCACCUUAAGGCAGAAGAUUUUGAUUGCAAGGUCUCCAUAGAUGCCUGCUCACAGAAGAAGAAGCAGCAGCAGCAGAGACCCUUUUGCAAAGUUGGGGUCUUUGAUUCAAAAGUCACAAAUUUUCAAGUGUGAAACAACAAUUUCAAGCUGUUAGAUGGAGGUCAUUUUCUUACACAACAUGAAUUUUCGAGUGAGAGCCUCGAGUGUAUGAACCAUGUUUGUCAUCUUCAAGUGAUGGAUGGUUUCUGCAGGGAACGUGGAUUUUAGGAACCCGAAAAGAUUGAAAGGGUAGGAAGAAGAGAAAAUGGGUACCAAGUCGUCGUUGUUCAAAUGGCCCAAGCAAAUAACUCCAUCCCUUGUUGAGCAACUGAUUCGCGCAGAAAAGGACUUGCAGAAAGCGAUAACCAUAUUUGAUUCGGCAACAGCUGAGUACAGCAACGGCUUUAAGCAUGAUAAUACUUCUUUCGGUCUCAUGAUUUCCAGAUUAUUAUCUGCUAACCACUUCAGACCUGCCGAGGAAAUGCUCUCGAGAAUGAAGAAUGAGAAGUGCGCUAUUAGCGAAGCUGUUUUUCUUGGUAUAUUCCGAGCCUAUGGUCGCGUUCACAAGCCGCUUGAGGUCAUAAGGGUUUUUGAAAUGAUGAAGAAGGAUUAUGAUUGUGAGCCAACUGAAAAGUCAUACAUUACGGUAUUUGCUAUUCUUGUUAAUGAAAACCGCUUAAAAACAGCAAUAAGGUUUUACAGGUAUAUGAAGAAGAUGAACGUGCCUCCCUCUGUUGCAUCGCUUAAUAUACUGAUUAAAGCCCUCUGCAAAAACAGCUCAACAAUUGAAGCUGCUCUAAACAUUUUCCUUGAGAUGCCAAAACAUGGAUUUAUUCCAGAUUCUUACACAUAUGGUACUCUGAUCAAUGGGUUUUGUCAGUUGGGGAAGAUUGGGGAAGCGAAAGAACUGUUUGCUGAGAUGACUCAUGAUAGUAAUUGUUCUCCCAGUGUCAUUACAUACACGUGUCUAAUACGUGGCUUAUGCCGUUCAAAUAGCUUGGAUGAAGCCAUGUCGUUACUUGUAGAGAUGAAAAGCAAAGGUAUUGAACCAAAUGUCUUCACUUACAGUUGCCUCAUGGAUGGUUUAUGUAAAUAUGGACGUUCUUCCGAUGCUUUAAAGCUCCUUGAGAUGAUGACUUCUGAAAACAGGGCCCCAAACAUGAUCAUUUACAGUACUCUGAUACAUGGUCUAUGUAGCGAAGCUAAUCUUAGUGAAGCAUUGCAGAUUUUUGAUCGGAUGAAGCUUCAGGGAUUGAAACCUGAUGCUGGUUUGUACUGGAAAAUCAUCAAUGUGUUUUGUGAUGUUGGCAAGUUCUCAAUUGCUGCAAACUUUCUGGAUGAAAUGGUUCUAGGAGGAAUUGUACCGAAUAGAGUAACAAACGGAGUCCAUAUCAAGAUUCAUAACACGGUUGUCCUUGGCCUCUGUGAGAGCGAUCUGAAUCGAGCUUUUCAGUUAUAUUUAAGCAUGCGUUCUAGAAAAAUUUCAGUUGAGGCCACAACAUUUGGGUCUCUCAUUGACUCUUUUUGUGUUAGAAAAGACGUACAGAAAGCUGCUCAAAUUCUUAAUGACAUGCUUUGUGAUGGAUAUAUCCCCGAAGAGGGAACUUGGAGCAUUGUUUUGCCUGCAUUUUGGGAUAAGCAAAAGGUGCAGGAUGCUACUAACUUGGUGGAGGCUCAAGUGUUUGCAUGAGUUUGGUUAUGACCACUUCACCUUCUAAUUUCCAGACAUCUAAGAGUUCAUUCAACACCUGAUUUGGUUAGUCUCAUCAACAUUUGCUCUUCAUGUGGCAUUAUUAAACUAGAAUAAAGUAAAAGUAUUUGUGAUCUUAGUACAGAUUGAAAUAGAGAAAAUUUAAAGGCUAGCUUUGAUGUAUUUAAAUUUAAUGGUGAUACGGUAAACUUAAAAACUAUUCAUCAGCUUUUAGUCUCAAAAAUUCACCUUUUGCUGAGAGUGUCUGUUUUUCACAUACUGAUGGUUAUGAUUAGUCUGGUAUAAACUUAUAAAUUUUUAUUUUUUGUUCGAUUUUACAAGUUAACCCCCCAGACCCAACCCAGUUGGGAAUAUACUGGAUAUGUUGUUGUUGUUCGAUUUUACAAGUUGCUGCUGUGUUCUUCUGUCUUUAUCUUAGAAGAGAAGGUGAUGGCAUUGCCAUUAUAAUAGCUGCAUAGCUUGUUCAUAUGGAAUCCAGUACAAGGCAACUGUUUUGCUUUCACUAGUGGUUUGCAUUGUUUUACCGUUCUAGCGAUGAGCAUUCAGUGAUUUCCUAAUUAAUUUUGAUCAUUUAUGUCAUGCUCUGGUUUCUUCUACCCUCUAACAGGAUCGCAUUUGCAAGUAGCAUUCAAGGACGUUUACUGCCUGUAUUUUAGGCUGGUAGAUGACAUUUCAAAUGGAUUUCCUUUUGUUUUGCUUUAGCUACUGAAGGAAGAUACAAACAUAUGUUACAAAAGGUACCUUAUAUAGCAUUCUAUUGUGACUCACAUCACAUCUCAUCUUAGGAUUCAAUCUACAAAUCAUGUUUUUAAUUUGCAGUGAGGGGGAAGCCAAUUCCAUGGCGUUUGGUGGGAAAAGCGACGAACAACAUGCUGGAAAUUACUCCAAUUCCCACUGGUACGGCAGUGAGUAUCUCUCUCGUCUCAUCUGAUGGCAACGGAUAGAAACACUUAACCACAUCUUGAUCGAACAAUGUGAUUGCCGCAAAUACCAGUAUUGACAUGAAGGCGUGCACAAAAUCAAUGGAUUUGAGCCUGUACUGCGCGGCGAUUGCAGGCGGUAUAGUUGUUGAUCCAUCAAUGAUCCACAAACCAUGUGGCGUGGCAAAACCGUAGCAUAAGUUGCCCUUUUCGUCCUUAAAGCUAUCUGUGAAGCUCAAAAUAAAACACGACAAUCCACAGAGGGCUAUGAGGAUAGAAGUUAAUGAUCUGCCAACUGGGUCGCACUCCCCUUGGUUCGUGAAUAUGGGUGACAGGAGUUGGAAAGCGAGUACUGAUCCAGUGGGUAAAAGAUUAGCAAGGUGGGCUGUACUUUCAAAUGUCUGACUUAUGGCUUUCUGGACUAGUGUUUUUUCUACUUCUGGUACAACCAGGAGGGGUGCCCUUUCUUCGGCUAGCUCAUCAGUUGACCACUCAUUUUCUGCGUUGAUCUCCAUGUAAAAGCUAAGCUUUUCAACCUUCAAUGUCUUAAGUAUUUUGGUUCUUUGGGCAUACAGCGGUAACCGAUCAUGAAUUUAUAUAGAUGCAAAGAAAGGACUGAUGUGCGUUAAGUGGAGGAAGAAGGGGAGUAAAGCAAUGCCUUGCAAGGAACAUAAUGAUAUAAUUGGCAACUUUAUCUUAAAUCCUGGGAUGGUAGUUUUGUUUUGCUUUCAUGCCUGGGAUGACAACGAAAGUCAUGAAGGAGUUCAAUAAAAAGUGGCUUUUUGGUGUUUCAUGCAAGCGAAAAAGGCCUCGAUCCCUGCUAUAGACUGCUAUUUGGUUGGGGCAAAUUGUAAGCAUCAAAGACCCAUCACAUGUUUUUUAAUACAAUUUUUCUGUUGCUUCUUUUCUUAUCUUUUUCCAGGUCAGUUAGGAUUCCUACUAGUGAUUUCCCUCAUCCAGGGGAAAAGCAAUAUAUGGAAAGUGUCCUAUGUUGCUUUUGUAAAGAGCAUUCCGAUUUUGCAAGGCUCGUCACAUUUGCAGACAAUAUUUUUCUGCAGUUUGCUGUUCUUUCUUACCAUGAACAGGAAGUAUUAGAUUACAAGUCAAGUAACUGUGGUUUGUUGUUCCUUCCAUAAUUUGCCUCUUUAUUUUAAAUUAUUUUAAUUCGGAAAGUGUUAAUCCCUCUUGAUAGCUACAUGCUUUAUUAGUACUUAAUUAUUCACGCAACACAACUUAUUCAAUCAUGAUCUUUCUUUCUGGUGAGCUGAUAACCAAUUUGGAGCAGUUUUUUUUUUUGUGUAG